UGCCCGCAGCGUCAGACUUUGGGCCGGCAGUGUGUGUGACUGCGCUAACAGGCCGGUGUGAGCGAGUUUUACGACAUUUGGCAGUGUUGUUGUGGAGCAGACAGCUAAUGCUAACUGCACCUGCUAGCACAAGAAUAUGAAAAGUUUCUCCUCGGCUAGCAAUAACCAUUCAAAUCAGCUUUAUCUCAAUGGCUGGCAUGUGGCUUUGUCGUGUUAGGUGGCGAGUGAGCUUGAAAACUAAUGUUUGAUGAUAAGAAAGCCAGCUAACACACCUGGUGCCUAUUAAUCCGUCAUAGUGUCACGGUAAACCCACAGGCAAGACGCUAACCAGCCUGUUAAGCAAGAGGGCUCUCUUUGCGCCCAGCAUUGUCUCAACAACCUAUUGCAAGGGGAGUAUUUCACUCCGGUGGACCUGUCCUCAAUUGCUCAUCAGCUUGAUGAAGAGGAAAGGAUGAGGAUGGCAGAAGGAGGUAUGGCCAGUGAGGAAUACAGGACCUUCUUACAGCAACCAUCUGGAAACAUGGAUGACAGUGGUUUCUUUUCGAUACAAGUUAUUAGCAAUGCUCUGGGAGUGUGGGGCUUGGAGCUAAUCCUCUUCAAUAGCCGGGAGUACCAGAGUCUAAUGAUAAAUCCAAUAAACGAGAAGGCCUUUAUUUGCAACUACAAGGAGCAUUGGUUCACAAUACGUAAACUCGGACAGCAGUGGUUUAACCUGAAUUCACUGUUGACCGGACCAGAGUUGAUAUCAGACACCUAUCUAGCACUCUUCCUUGCACAGUUACAACAGGAAGGUUAUUCUAUAUUUGUCAUCCGAGGAAACCUCCCAGAGUGUGAAGCAGAGCAGAUUCUCAGGAUCAUGAGGGUGCAGCAGGAGCAGCGGCCUAGGCUUAUUGGAGAGGAUGAAGCCCAGUCAAGUAGUGGCCAAGGCAGACCACCUGCUCUUGGUCAGCCAGAGAUGAUGGGCCUGGGUCUGGAGGAUGACGGUGUAGAUGAAGAUGAGGAGGAGCUGAGGAGGGCCCUUGCGCUCAGUAGACAGGACAUGGAUGUGGAAGAUGAAGAGGCUGACCUACGUAGGGCCAUACAGCUCAGCAUGCAGGGAUCAGUGAUGAGUAACAAGCCCUCAGAGUCCAAAGUGGGAAAUGUAAAGAGUAGCAGCCAGGCAGCAGGAAGUGCUGCUGGAGAGGCACAGACUGAGACUCUCACAGCCGAAGAACUGCGGAGGAGGAGACAAGCGUACUUUGAUCGGCAGUCACAGCAGCAGCAAGUCCAACCCAGCAUUCCUCAACAAGCAGACAGUAAAUCCACGGGUGGCUCAGGAUCAAAGAGCAGCGGUUCUGAAGAGGGCCCACAACACAAGCCCAGUCAGUGAAGCGGAGAAAGGUCUUUCCAAUGGGCUACGUCGUUUACCAGCUGCCUGGAUUGGCAACCCCACCAAGGGGUAGCUUUACUCCUUCCUCUAACCUUUUGCACAUGCGAACAUAAGGCCAGCCAGAAGGCUGACACAUUUCCCCUGGGUAGUUCGCUGACAGGCUAUAGAGAAGAGAAUAUCGACAAAGAAAAAGCAACAGUUAGUUUAAUCUAACUCUGAACUGGCACUGAGGCUGGGAAAAAAGUGAAUACAGAGCUCCUGAUGCAGUUAAUCCAAGUCUGUAAUGGCCUUUUUACCAUAGCGCCUUGUAUUUCUAAUUUAUAAUGCUUUUUUAUCCUUAUUUGUUUUUCUCUGGAAGAGAUGGAAAGGUAUCUCCGGCAUACAGUGGGUGUGUUUGGUUGUUUGGGAUGGAAGCCUGCAGCGAUGGGUGCUCUGUGGAAGCCAUAAGGGACCACUGGUUAGACCACAAAUAGAAGUUUGAUAGUGAGCGGCAGAGUCUCCUACCUUUGAUUGUAUUUGGGUUUGUAGGUCAUAAGAUGUGAUCCUGACCCACUUCUCACCUCUCCCCACACCACCAGAAUAUUCAUUGUAGUUUUGAAGUAAUUUGUUGUUGCAAUCUAUUUGAAUAUCUUUCAGCCAGCAUUAAAUGUGUGGGUCACUUUAUCCUGACAUUACCGAUAACCUUUUCUGUCUGUUACAGUGAACUUAAAAGGUAUCUAAACAACAGCACAUUUUCAAUUGUGUCUCCGUUACCACCUCUGAGUGUACAAAUAAACACUGAAUGUGAGAUUAAAGUAUAUACAGAUUAAAGUACUUAAUUUAUCGGCAUUUCCAUCUAUUGUGAUCAAACGGUGAAGAAAAUAACUGUGGCACUAUUUGUACGUGUUGAUGCUAAAAGGAUUUUGGCAGAUAAAAUACAUAAUUUUAUAUGUUGUCCAAAAUUCAUGACAUCCAAUGAUGAAUGAAGUUGGCAAUCCAUAAACUCUGUUAAACCACUGCUGACAGAUAAAAAUUUGUGACAAGUGUGUGAUAAGUGACAUACAAGUUAUCUAUGUAUUCCUGUAUAACUUAUCAGGAACUUAAAGCAGAUUUUUAUCCAUGUUACACAGCAUGUACACCAGGUUUUAAAGUGCAGUCUGUUUCUGGACACAUUGUGCUGAUUAGGAAAAAUGCAUGUGAAUGCAAGGUGUACAUGAGGGUAGAGGAAUUUGCGCUAAGGAUUCAUUACUGACUUAAAGAAGCCCAAAAAUAAUCUUUUGAGAGAAUGUUGGUGUGGAUUGCAGAAAUCUCUUAAGUCCCUGGCUAAUUGAUGUCAUCCAGAAAUAAAUUAAUUUCCUACCAUUUUUAUUUGACAAAAUACUUACAGCACUUUGAAAUGAGGAUGCCAUGCUGAAACUGUUGCGAAUCUUCAUCAAACAUGGAGGCAGAAUACCUUUUAAAUUCAGUCUAGCUGUACUUUAAAAGUAAUUGUGUCAUUUAAAAUCUACCAGUAAGAGGAUAAAGACAUCAAAAAUGUGUCAUCAUGCAUCUGCUUCUGACAGUUCAAUGUUUUGUUUUGUUUUUUCAUUUCAUUCUGACCAUGACUUGUUUUACAUUUUUGUUAAUUUGUCCUACCGACUUCAUUUUGGUUCUGUGAAGUACAGUUUGCAUUGGGACUACAUUAUUUGGAACAAAUAUGAAAAUACAGCGUCAAAACAAUC
Messenger RNA from Myripristis murdjan (pinecone soldierfish), 3069 nucleotides. It is a transcript of the gene atxn3, whose product is annotated as ataxin 3. Gene Ontology annotation, cellular component: nucleus. Gene Ontology annotation, molecular function: cysteine-type deubiquitinase activity. The transcript is spliced from 11 exons. Gene Ontology annotation, biological process: protein deubiquitination. NCBI's taxonomy places the organism in Eukaryota, Metazoa, Chordata, Actinopteri, Holocentriformes, Holocentridae. The coding region runs from base 452 to 1369 and encodes 305 amino acids. The record is from RefSeq and is a predicted model, not a curated record.